AUGGCUGUUCAGUCCGCCGCUGCGCGAUUCUUGGCAAAAGUCAAGGUUGGCACACCUGUGCCCCAGCGAACCUCCGUCAUUGCAGACACGGGAAGUACCAUCUGCGCGUUCACUUGUACGGGCUGCAGAACAUGUGGCCAACAUUUGGAUGCGAAUUUCGACUUCUCAAAGUCAAAGACGGCGGAGUGGGUCAAGUGCAACAGGAGGGGUUGUGACGAUUGCAGGAUGAACUACUGCGCAUACAGGCAGAGCUACACCGAAGGCAGUUCAAUUGAAGGCUUCCGCUUCACAGACUUUGUCUCCCUUGGGGACGAGUUCCAAGAGAAUCCGCCGGUCAAGGUGCAGAUGGGAUGCCACAGCCGCGAGACCAAGCUGUUUGUUACGCAGAAGGCAAAUGGUAUCUUUGGCCUGGCGCCCCCGAAAAACAAGCAGCCGACCGUCCUAAUGGAGAUCUUCAAGGACCGGAACCACGUGAACUCUGCGAUUUUCGCCAUGUGCCUGUCCUCCCAGGGUGGUCUCUUGACUGUGGGAGGCUUCAACGAAUCCCUGAACUCUGCUGGUGUGAAGUGGAUCCCUCUCAGCGUGCAGGGUUUCUACAGCAUCAGUCUGACAAAGAUGGUCGUUGAAGGUGGUGCCGAGAUCUCAGGUGGCUUUGGGCACACCAUCGUGGACUCGGGCACGACGUACACAUACCUUCCAGAGCGGCUGUACCGCCAGUUGAAAGAUGCAGUCAAGUCCUACUGCGAGAGCCACAACAACUGUGCAGCGCAGGGAACCAGCAGCACAUGCUGGACUGUUUCAGGAGGAUCCUCCUUGUCAUCCUUCCCUCACAUCCGAGUAGUGUUUCGCGACGGCGUGUCGGCGAAUUGGUAUCCUAGCUCCUACCUUUACAACCGCGGCGGCAAAGCAUACUGCCUUGGCUUUGAGAGCAAUGGCCCUGUUUCGGAGACUGUCCUGGGAGCAACGUGGAUGAUUGGGCGGAAUGUGAUAUUCGACACGCAGUUGUCUAGACUUGGCAUGGCAGACGCAGAGUGCCCUAGUUUCUCUCAACGACCCCCUGGUCCUACCAAAGUGGUGUCACUGGAUGGGUCCUCCCGCCAAGCAGGCCAGGUACUGUAUUUGACAGCUGGGGUCAGUCAGCCGAUUUGGAGGUUCAUAUCGUAA
Molecule: messenger RNA, 1164 nt
Organism: Symbiodinium pilosum
Lineage: Eukaryota; Dinophyceae; Suessiales; Symbiodiniaceae
Source: the annotation of a GenBank genome assembly